Capronia epimyces CBS 606.96 is the source of this 786-nucleotide messenger RNA. RefSeq lists its product as uncharacterized. NCBI's taxonomy places the organism in Eukaryota, Fungi, Ascomycota, Eurotiomycetes, Chaetothyriales, Herpotrichiellaceae. The transcript is spliced from 3 exons. Gene Ontology annotation, molecular function: oxidoreductase activity. The record is from RefSeq and is a predicted model, not a curated record. Bases 1 to 786 code for a protein of 261 amino acids.
AUGGCCUUUCCAUACAAACAGGUGCUCAUGAUCGGCGCCACUGCUGGCAUCGGCGCCGCUCUGGCCGAUCGACUCAUUCUUGAGGGCGUCAAAGUCAUCGCGGUUGGCCGGAGACAAGAGCGACUGGAUGCAUUUGUGCAGAAGCACGGCAAGGAGAAGGCCAGCGCGGUCCGCUACGACAUCAGUGACAGGGAAGGUAUGGAUACGUUUGUGUCGACUGUGACCAAAGCGUAUUCCGAGCUGGACUGCGUUUUCUUGAAUGCCGGCGUGCAGAGCACCAUCAAUCUGGCACGGCCAGAGAAGAUCGACCUUGCCGCGUUUCACUCGGAGGUGUCAACCAACUUUUCUUCAUUCGUCGAUCUCAGUAUCAAGUUCCUGCCGUUUCUGAUGGCCAAGGAAAGUCAGACAAGCCUGAUCUACACCAGCUCCAACUUGGCGUACGUUCCCGCAUCAGGGCUGCCUGCAUACUCCGCCUCCAAGGCUGCUUUGAAUGCCUUCAUUCUCUGUCUUCGUGACCAGCUGAGGAACUCCUCGGUUAAGGUGAUCGAAUUGUCACCACCUGUCGUCCAAACUGAAUUGCAUGAUUACAUGGGUCAGGAGAAAGGACGGCAGAUGGGUAUGCCGGUUGGAGAAUUCACAGAUAUUGCGUACCAAGAGCUGGUCUCUGGAAGUGACCAAAUCAUCAUCGGCACUAUCGCGGGUCCGGCGGAGGAUUUUCAAGAUGUCGUCAACAAGAGAAGAAAAGCCUUUGAGACUCUUGCACAGUUCAUGAGAGGAAGAAAGUGA